AUGUGUUUGCACUGGUUUGACUCAGUUUGACUGGUUGACACGGCCGUACAGAUAAGAUAAUCGUGCGCCACGAUUGUGCUUUAUAAAAAUUACUGGGGAGAGGUGCUAUCACAUUUGUUGAACUUCGAGCUUCAAGAUUAUUCAGUCGAGAAGCAAGGCAACAGAUAGCAAUCAUGGAGGAAACUCAGGAAACUGUGGAAGAAAUUUUAGAAAAAUAUAUACCAAAGGAGAAAUUGGCUAAAGUUAAACAUAUUUUAUAUGGAAACUCAUCUAAACCAUUAGAUAUAAAUUGGGAAGAUGAGCAUUUUCAAGUAAGAGGAUGGCAGAUGGUUAGUAAGAUCAAAGAACAGCUUCGUCCCCCACGUCUAGUUCGCGUUGGACUGAUACAACACUGCAUAAAAGCAGCAACAUGGGAAACAGUUCAAGUUCAACGAGAUGAAAUACAUAAGAAAAUUGGAACAUAUAUUGUGCAAGCAGCUCAACGUCAAGUUAACAUUUUAUGUUUCCAAGAAGCAUGGACUAUGCCGUUCGCUUUUUGCACGAGGGAAAAGUAUCCGUGGUGUGAGUUUGCUGAGGAUGCCGAGACUGGGGUCACGACCCAGUUUUUGUCUAAUUUCGCUAAGGAAUACAACAUGGUAAUAAUAUCGCCGAUUUUGGAGAGAGAUUCUACUGACGGCGAUACCAUCUGGAACACCUGCGUGGUGAUCAACACCGAUGGUACAGUCCUUGGUAAACAUAGGAAGAAUCAUAUUCCCCGUAAUGGAGAUUUUAACGAAUCCACCUACUACAUGGAGGGCAACACAGGCCACCCAGUAUUUGACACCUGCUUUGGGCGCAUUGCGAUUAACAUAUGUUACGGGCGCCACCAUCCAUUGAACUGGUUGAUGUUUGGGUUGAAUGGGGCGGAGAUCGUUUUUAAUCCAAACGCAACUAUUGACAAAUUAUCGGAACAUUUAUGGCCAAUCGAAGCAAGGUGCGCCGCGAUAGCGAAUAGUUAUUACACGUGCGCUAUCAAUCGCGUAGGAACCGAGCGUUUCGCAAAUGAAUUUACCUCUGGCGAUGGAAAACCAGCGCAUAACGAUUUUGGACACUUUUAUGGCUCUAGUUAUAUUACCGCCCCCGAUGGCUCGCGAACUCCAGGUCUAAGUCGGCACAAAGAUGGACUGCUCGUUGGAGAAUUGGACCUCAACAUGUGUCGACACAUGAAAGAUACGUGGGUAUUUAGAAUGACCCAAAGACUCGACAUGUAUGCUAAAGAACUUGCUGAAUAUGUUUCAAAGCGGGAUGGUAAACAAGAUUAAAAAAAAAAAACAAUUUUACCAAUGCAAAUUUUACGAAGUUUAUAAUUAAAAAGUUAUAUAAUUAAAAUUA
Molecule: messenger RNA, 1371 nt
Organism: Temnothorax curvispinosus
Lineage: Eukaryota; Metazoa; Arthropoda; Insecta; Hymenoptera; Formicidae
Gene: pyd3
Product: beta-ureidopropionase
Exons: 6
Coding region: 174-1301 (375 amino acids)
Molecular function (GO): beta-ureidopropionase activity
Source: RefSeq, a predicted model, not a curated record